Molecule: messenger RNA, 1104 nt
Organism: Geosmithia morbida
Lineage: Eukaryota; Fungi; Ascomycota; Sordariomycetes; Hypocreales; Bionectriaceae
Product: Cyclin
Exons: 1
Coding region: 1-1104 (367 amino acids)
Biological process (GO): regulation of cyclin-dependent protein serine/threonine kinase activity
Cellular component (GO): cyclin-dependent protein kinase holoenzyme complex; nucleus
Molecular function (GO): cyclin-dependent protein serine/threonine kinase regulator activity; protein kinase binding
Source: RefSeq, a predicted model, not a curated record
AUGGCUUCACGACAACUCACCAUGGCCGAGCUCAACAAGACGGCUCUCGACCACUUCGUCUACCAGCCUGUCAGCCGCGACAUGAUUGCCUACCUGGCCCACGCCGCCCAGAAUGUCAUCUCAUGUGACCCGACAUCUCACUCCCGCUCCGACCUGCCCCCGACCCCUCCCAAGUCUCCCGAGCCUGAGGCUGCCGCCGAGGAGAAGUCGCUGCCUACCGUUGAAGAGUUCAUCACCCAGCUCGUCGUCUCGUCCAACGUCCAGGUCCCCACUCUCAUGUCCAGCCUCGUCUACCUGAACCGUCUCAAGUCUCGCCUGCAGCCCCAGGCCCGUGGCAUCCGCUGCACCGCCCACCGCAUCUUCCUUGCCUCGCUCAUACUGGCAGCCAAGUACCUGAACGACAGCUCCCCCAAGAACAAGCACUGGGCCAACUACACCAACAUCACUACCGACUGUUACCACUUUGGCUUCAGCCGCACCGAAGUCAACACCAUGGAAAAGCAGCUCCUCUUCCUCCUCGAGUGGGACCUGCGCAUCGAGGAGCACGACCUCUACCGCGAGUUCGACUAUUUCCUUGAGCCCCUCCGCCAGAAGGUUGCCGACCGGCACGCCCGCAAGAUGCAGCAGCGCGAGGAGAAGAAGCGCCAGCAGGAAAUGUACGCUGCCCAGCGUCGGUACCCGAGCCCCGUCUCGUCUCGCGGCCAGUCUCGCACCCGCACCCCAAGCCCCGAGCACUGCCGCUCCGCCAGCAACGGCUCCACACCUCCGGGCCUGUCCUACAGCAGCUCUGCCAGCUCUUACGCGUCGUCCAUCUCGUCGGCCGGCCAGCACUCGAGGUCUGCCACGCCCCUCAGCCUUGAGCAUGAUGCCUACACCUGCUCCCUGCCUCAGGGAAACCUCUACGACUCGCCCGUCCACGUCAUUGUGGACACCACUGACGGGGCCAAGCCCCCUCAGUACCGGCGCAUCCCUUCGGACGCUCGCAUGCUACCCUACGAGAUCUCGACCGAGUCCUACCACCAGGUCCAGGACGACGGUGCCGCCACCAAGAAGCGGCAAAGGCGUGGCGUCUGGGAGCGCCUCUGGAGCGUGGCUGCGCGCUGA